AUGGCUUUCGAUCUGGCCGAGAUACUCGCCGCAGAAGGCAUUACGCAUACCAUCGUCAUUGGUCACGACUGGGGCUCAUUCCUGGGGCAGCGUCUAUACUUUUGGGCCCCUGAGCGUGUCGCUGGCCUUGUCAUGCUGAAUGUCGCAUACUUUCCGCGCUUGGAUCGCGAUUUUGACUUUGACCAAUUUAACGCCACUGCUGAGCGCGCCACGGGUCUUCAACGUUGGAGCUACUGGGGGUUUUAUGCCUCUGAAGCUGCAUCUGCUAUCUGCUCUGCUCACUUAGAUAGCUUGUGGUAUGUAAUUCACUCAUUACGCGAAGAACUCCGCAGCAGCCUCUACUCCACCAAAGGCGCACUCCAGAGCUUUCUUGAGGACGACGAGAAAAGCCUUCACUGCGAUUAUCAGCUCGCGGGAAAGAAUCUGAAAAGAGAGUGGCUCUUACGGAUGGAGAAGAAUGGAUUUGAAGGGCCAUUGUGCUGGUAUAAGGCCAUAGUAGGCGGUAUCACUCCAGCUACUGAGAGUGAGCUCGAUCCUGAUCUUCUGGUUGUCAAAGUGCCAGCCCUGUUCAUUGGUCCUAGUAAAGAUCAGCUUUGUUUCACCAGUGCCAUCAGAGCACCUUGGGCACAAGGGUUCUUACCUGAUUUGCAGAUCAAGUAA
Bipolaris maydis ATCC 48331 is the source of this 660-nucleotide messenger RNA. Its product is annotated as Alpha/Beta hydrolase protein. NCBI's taxonomy places the organism in Eukaryota, Fungi, Ascomycota, Dothideomycetes, Pleosporales, Pleosporaceae. Gene Ontology annotation, molecular function: hydrolase activity. The record is from RefSeq and is a predicted model, not a curated record.